Molecule: messenger RNA, 1890 nt
Organism: Brettanomyces bruxellensis
Lineage: Eukaryota; Fungi; Ascomycota; Pichiomycetes; Pichiales; Pichiaceae
Gene: GUF1
Product: Translation factor guf1 mitochondrial
Exons: 1
Coding region: 1-1890 (629 amino acids)
Biological process (GO): positive regulation of translation
Cellular component (GO): mitochondrion
Molecular function (GO): GTPase activity; GTP binding; mitochondrial ribosome binding
Source: RefSeq, a predicted model, not a curated record
AUGGGAUAUCUUAAUUACACUAUUGAUACAAAGCACAAUCCUAUUCGAGUAUCCUCAAACAAAGAAUUGGCAGAAAGAAUGGAUAGGAUUCCAUUGGAGAAUUAUAGAAAUUUUAUCAUAGUUGCCCAUAUCGAUCACGGUAAGUCUACCUUAAGUGACCGAUUACUCGAAAUUACAGGUGUUGUUAAUCCCCAUGCCAAGAACAGUCAAGUUCUUGACAAGUUGGAUGUUGAAAAAGCGCGUGGAAUUACAGUUAAAGCACAAACAGUUUCAAUGAUAUAUCACUACCGCGGAGAAGAUUAUCUACUUCAUUUGGUUGAUUCUCCUGGUCAUGUAGAUUUCAGAUUGGAGGUCAGCAGAUCGUAUGCCUCAUGUCAGGGUGCAAUUCUAUUGGUGGAUGCUGCCGAAGGAGCAAAAGCCCAAACUGUGGCGAACUUCUAUCUUGCUUAUUCAAUGGAUUUGAAGCUUAUACCAGUUAUUAAUAAAAUUGAUCUUGAUACAGCAGAUAUACCCAGAGUUGAAGAGCAGAUUGAAAAUAUGUUUGAGCUUCCUAAAGAUGACAUUGUUCAUCUAAGCGCUAAAACUGGAAAGAACGUUAGGUACCUUCUCCCCAAGAUAAUAGAAAGCAUUCCCCCUCCUCUAAAUUGUCAGCGUGAUGCUCCCUUUAGAGCACAAAUAGUGGAUUCGUGGUAUGAUUCUUAUCUUGGUGUUAUAUUGCUGAUUAAUAUUGUUGAUGGGACAGUUCAGAAAGGUUCCAAAAUAAGUUCCUACAGAACAAAGAAUAAAUUUGAGGUUAAAGAAGUUGGCAUAAUGUAUCCGGAUAGAACACCGUUUCCGAAAUUAGUGGCAGGGCAAGUGGCCUAUAUUAUUCCGGGAUUGAGGAAUCCCAACGAUGUCUACGUUGGAGACACGUUGUAUGAUUCGAACUUUUCUGUUGAACCCCUAGAAGGAUUUGAAGAACCCAAACCUAUGGUUUUCGUUGGAGCAUUUCCAACACAAGGUACCAACUUCAAAAAAAUGGAGGAGAGCUUAAACAAUCUUUUCUUAAAUGAUCGUUCCGUCACUUUUCAAAGAGCUACUUCUGUAGCUUUAGGUCAAGGGUGGAGGCUUGGCUUUUUAGGAUCUCUUCAUGCCUCUAUUUUCAAGGAAAGACUACAGAAAGAGUAUGGCGAAGACCUUAUCAUUACGGCACCUACUGUCCCAUAUAAGAUACACUAUAAAGAUGGUAUAGAGCAGAUUGUUUCCAAUCCGGAUGAUUUUCCUGAUAGCUUGGAGAAAACUAAAAUAUCAUAUUUUAGUGAACCUUAUGUGGAUGCAUAUAUGUCAUUUCCAAAGGAGUAUGUUGGUAAAGUUAUGCAACUUUGUAAUGCAAAUAGAGGGGAGCAGGAAGAUAUUCAGUUUUCUCCUACCGGUAUGGUGUUCUUGACCUAUUCAAUUCCUACGGCCCAAUUAAUAGAUGACUUUUUUGGGAAAUUGAAAGGUGUCACUAAAGGUUAUGCUUCAUUAGACUAUGAAGAUGCUGGCUACAAACCUUCUGAUAUUUAUAAGCUAGAGAUCUUGGUCAAUGGAGAGGGAAUCGAUGCAUUAUCAACAGUUCUUCAUAAAUCGGAGAUAAAUAGAAAUGCAAAAGAGUUCGUUCAGAGAUUCAAGAAAUUCAUGAGGAUUCAGCAAUUUGAAGUUGUCAUACAGGCAAAAGCUAAUGGAAGAAUCAUUGCUAGAGAAACGAUUCAUGCGAGAAGAAAGGACGUUUUGGCGAAAUUACAUGCUGCAGAUAUUAGCAGAAAGAAGAAGCUCUUAGCAAGACAAAAAGAAGGCAAGAAGCUUUUAAAAUCAAGGGGUCAGGUGCGGAUACCACCACAAGCUUAUCAGGCCUUUUUAAGAAGGCAGUAA